UACCUUAUUUAGCAUCUCUGUUCCUUCCAGGGGGGAGCCCAUCCCCAUUUCUUACCUCAUGGGCUCUUUUUAAGGAACACAUUCCUCAUCUUUGAGCUCUUCCUGACAUUCAGCCAUGCUUUGGAUCAGCCCCUAAGCUUUCACUUUUCCCCAAGUUACUGUGAUUAUGGAUUCAGACAAGCCUAGAAGCUCCUUGCUCCUUUGGGGGGGAAUUCCUGUAUGCAGACUUACACUUUGAAAUAAAGAAAGAGAUGAAGAAAGACCCUCUCGCCAACAAAGCUCCAGAAAAGCCCCUGCACGAAGUGCCCAGUGGAAACUCUUUGCUGUCUUCUGAAACGAUCUUAAGAACCAAUAAGAGAGGCGAGCGACGGAGGCGCCGGUGCCAGGUGGCUUUCAGCUACCUGCCCCAGAAUGACGACGAACUUGAACUGAAAGUUGGUGACAUCAUAGAGGUGGUAGGAGAGGUAGAGGAAGGAUGGUGGGAAGGUGUUCUCAAUGGGAAGACUGGAAUGUUUCCUUCCAACUUCAUCAAGGAGCUGUCAGUGGAGUCGGAUGAACUUGGCAUUUCCCAGGAUGAGCAGCUAUCCAAGUCAAGUUUAAGGGAAACCACAGGCUCUGAGAGUGAUGGGGGUGACUCAAGCAGCACCAAGUCUGAAGGUGCCAACGGGACAGUGGCAACUGCAGCAAUCCAGCCCAAGAAAGUUAAGGGAGUGGGCUUUGGAGACAUUUUCAAAGACAAGCCAAUCAAACUAAGACCAAGGUCAAUUGAAGUAGAAAAUGACUUUCUUCCAGUGGAAAAGACUAUUGGGAAGAAGUUACCUGUAACUACAGCAACUCCAGACUCGUCAAAAACAGAAAUGGACAGCAGGACAAAGAGCAAGGAUUACUGCAAAGUAAUAUUUCCAUAUGAGGCACAGAAUGAUGAUGAAUUGACAAUCAAAGAAGGAGAUAUAGUCACUCUCAUCAAUAAGGACUGCAUCGACAUAGGCUGGUGGGAAGGAGAGCUGAACGGCAGACGAGGCGUGUUCCCAGAUAACUUUGUGAAGUUACUUCCACCAGACUUUGAAAAGGAAGGGAAUAGACCCAAGAAGCCACCGCCUCCAUCCGCUCCUGUCGUCAAACAAGGGGCAGGCACCACUGAGAGAAAACAUGAAAUUAAAAAGAUACCUCCUGAAAGGCCAGAAAUGCUUCCAAACAGAACAGAAGAAAAAGAAAGACCAGAGAGAGAGCCAAAACUGGAUUUACAGAAGCCCUCCGUUCCUGCCAUACCACCAAAAAAGCCUCGGCCACCUAAGACCAAUUCUCUCAGCAGACCUGGCGCACUGCCCCCGAGAAGGCCAGAGCGACCGGUGGGUCCACUGACACAUACCAGGGGUGACGGUCCAAAGAUUGACUUGGCGGGCAGUUCGCUAUCUGGCAUCCUGGACAAAGAUCUCUCGGACCGCAGCAAUGACAUUGACUUAGAAGGUUUUGACUCCGUGGUAUCAUCUACUGAGAAACUCAGUCAUCCAACCACAAGCAGACCAAAAGCUACGGGGAGGCGGCCACCGUCCCAGUCCCUCACAUCUUCAUCCCUUUCAAGCCCUGAUAUCUUCGACUCCCCAAGUCCCGAAGAGGAUAAGGAGGAACACAUUUCACUUGCGCACAGAGGAGUGGACGCGUCAAAGAAAACUUCCAAGACUGUUACCAUAUCCCAAGUGUCCGACAACAAAGCAUCCCUGCCGCCCAAGCCGGGGACCAUGGCAGCAGGUGGUGGUGGGCCAGCCCCUCUGUCCUCGGCGGUGCCCUCCCUGCUGUCAUCCUCUUUGGGAACAGCUGGACACAGAGCCAACUCCCCUUCUCUGUUCGGCACGGAAGGAAAACCAAAGAUGGAGCCUGCGGCCAGUAGCCAGGCGGCCGUGGAGGAGCUAAGGACACAGGUCCGCGAGCUGAGGAGCAUCAUCGAGACCAUGAAGGACCAGCAGAAGUGAGUGUCUGGGGACUCUUGGCGGCU
Molecule: messenger RNA, 1993 nt
Organism: Piliocolobus tephrosceles (Ugandan red Colobus)
Lineage: Eukaryota; Metazoa; Chordata; Mammalia; Primates; Cercopithecidae
Product: SH3 domain-containing kinase-binding protein 1
Exons: 15
Coding region: 252-1970 (572 amino acids)
Molecular function (GO): protein binding
Source: RefSeq, a predicted model, not a curated record